Molecule: messenger RNA, 1161 nt
Organism: Symbiodinium sp. CCMP2456
Lineage: Eukaryota; Dinophyceae; Suessiales; Symbiodiniaceae
Source: the annotation of a GenBank genome assembly
AUGUUCGAGCAGUUUAUCAGAUGUGGUGGUGACAAGGACCAAUUCGUCCGCCGCUUCAUGCUCAAGAAAGUCUCCGAGUCCACGAAGGAGUUGGGCGAGGAGGGUGGGUAUUACACUCCCGAGGAAAUGAAGAAGAUGUUGAGCUACUCCCAGACCCGGGCCGACCAGACGGUGGCAUGGUGCAAUGAUCCUGCCAAUGGGGAGGAUCUGGUGUUGACAGACCUCGUCGACAAGAACAUCAAGUACUAUUGGUGCCGCACACGUGUCAAAGGUCUUAAGCGCUUAAGACAGACACAAACUGCAGAGGAGACGGUUGAGGGCGAGGGCACCGGUAGCAUAGGACUUUCGGGCCUGGAUGUCAAUGCGUGCACCCCAGCCAACUUGGGCAUCCGAACGGCUGCUGAUGUUGAGUCUGCAACAACCGAGGCUGAGAGGCUGGAGCUCCAGCAGAAGGAGCUUCUUGCGGUUCAGGAAAAGUGCUCCAGUCUGUUGGACAAGCUAUCUCUAGUCGAUGCCCCUGAGAAGAAGGAUCGUGUGACAGAGAGCCCGGACUUGACCCGGGGCAAGCUGAACAACAUGGCCACGUCGGCUGAAAAGCUUUAUGAGAAAGUGGCUGUGCUCAAUGUGGACGGGCCUGGAGCGCACGUGCCGGCCGAUCCUUCGCAAGCCGGCCCGGAAGAAGGAGGUCGACGGGAGGCGACCGAGACAUCCAAGUUCAUGGCCGAUGCCAUUGGGUCAGGACCCGGCGACGACCUCUUUGAUGCACCACUUGCUGUGGCUGAACAACGAGAAGCCGAUGAUGAAAGCUACAAGCAGAUUGAGAUGUUCAAACCUUCUGUCCGUGAUCUCCCACGGCUGCGGCAGCUAUUGCUGGAAGGCCUCGGCAAUGAUGAUCGUGUGAAGCUUCGCCUGCCACGACCUUUGCUGAGUGCAGGCAAAGCUCUGCUUUCCAUUAGGGAAAAGGUUGGUAGCAUCCUGGACUUGGGGCCCACUGUGUAUAAGAUCGGCCUUACAGGUGAUCCCAUGUUCCGUUUUUACAAGAAGCCUUCGAAGACAAGCUUGUCAGCUGGUUACCGCUAUGAUCUAGAGCAGUAUGAAGAAAUGCAAGUUCUGUUCGCAGGGGCCACAUGGGAUGAAGCUGCCUUAAUGGAGGCUGUGUGA